Messenger RNA from Meloidogyne enterolobii, 1278 nucleotides. The record is from the annotation of a GenBank genome assembly. NCBI's taxonomy places the organism in Eukaryota, Metazoa, Nematoda, Chromadorea, Rhabditida, Meloidogynidae.
AUGAAUUUACAGCAAAUAAUUAUUUUACUUGUUCUGUGUCUUUCAACUCAAGUUUGUUGGUGCUUUGAAGAUGACAAUAAUGAUGAGCAACUUGGAGAUUUUGAAAUUGGAGAAGCGUUUGAUGAAGAUAUUGAAACAUUUGACAAUUUACAUGAUGUGAAGGGCGAGGAUACUCUCAAAGAAGAUAUUUUACAAGACUAUCAAAAUUUGGAUGUUGGAAAACGAAAUUUUAAUUCUGAUGUUACUCUUGGCUAUGUGACACCGUGGAAUAAUCAUGGUUAUGAUGUUGCAAAAUGGGCAGCGCAAAAAUUUACACAUAUUUCACCUGUUUGGUUUCAAUUAAAAAGUGCUGGAAGUCCUAUAGAAGAUGCUCCUUUAUUUUGUCAAAUAACUGGGACACAUGAUAUUGAUUCAGGUUGGAUGGAUGACAUUCGCAAAAAUAAUUCAAAAGUAAAAAUUGUUCCCCGUUUUUUAUUUGAAGCUUGGCCUGUAGAAGAUUUGAAAAAAUUUCUUUAUAGUGAAGAAGUACAAAGAAGAUGUGUUAAAGAUAUUAUUAGAUUACUUCAGAAAAAUCAAAUGGAUGGUGCAGUAAUUGAAAUUUGGGUUCAAAUAAUGUCAAUGACAAGAGGUUCUGCUGUUGAAUAUUUAUUGGAAAUUAUUGAAUCUUGGUCAAAAGAAUUUCAUAAAUAUGGGCUUGAAUUUAUUCUUCCAAUGAUGCCUGCAUUGGAUGCAAAUUAUGAAGAAACAGGAAUUGUUAACAGAGAAGUUAUGAGACGGUUAAUGUCAAGUGUUGAUUAUUUAAAUGUUAUGACUUAUGAUUACAAUAGUCCUCAAAUUUCUGGUGUUGCACCAUAUGACUGGGUCAAAGCAAAUCUUCAAUAUUUUAUUGAUUCUUCAGAAGAUUAUUUUGAAAGUUCAACAAAAAUAUUAAUGGGUUUAAAUUUUUAUGGUUAUGAUAGAUCUGGUAGUUCAAGUGAAGCUGUGCUUUCUAAAAAAUUUAUUGAAUUACUUUCUGAUGGAGAUUCUGUUAUUUCUUUUGAUGAAAAUGAUGGAGAACACAAACUUAUUUUUGGGUAUUUUUUUGAAUUCUUUAUUAAAAAUAUGUUCUCUUUAAAAAGAAAAUAUGGCAUUAUUUAUUAUCCAACAAAACAGUCAAUUAAAUUACGUUUAAAUUUGGCAAUAGAAUUGGGAAUUGGUGGUGUUGCAAUAUGGGAUUUGGGACAGGUGGGGAAAUUUAAUUUUUUUUCAAUUUUAAAAAUUUUUUUAAAAAUUAAAUAA